Brenthis ino (lesser marbled fritillary) is the source of this 693-nucleotide messenger RNA. NCBI's taxonomy places the organism in Eukaryota, Metazoa, Arthropoda, Insecta, Lepidoptera, Nymphalidae. The record is from the annotation of a GenBank genome assembly.
AUGCUGCCCGGUCCACUCGCGCCCCUCGACGCACACAAAACGCGCGCGCUAACUACUAUAUACGCGCCGCGAAAAUUCAAAUCACGGAAAAACAAAACCGCACAGUCCAGGAUGCUGGAAAACGACAUCACAAUUAAACCAACUCUAUCUCCAUUCCAUCCACUCCCCGCUAUUGGACAGAAGAAGGAAAAGACUAAAGUUAUCGUUUUUGAUCUCAAAAAUGAUAAUAACACUCUCAAAUUGCAGGAUGUUUUGAAGCCACUCACGCCGCUAACUAUACACGGGUAUCGAAAGAAUACCCUGAACUGUAAAGAGAUGAAACCGAAUCAACUUGUAAGAGAAAAUACUUACGAUGUUAUAGAGCCAAUUUAUUUGACAUCAGCAAAAAUAAAAAGGGACAUACCGAAAAGAACAAACUCUUUGAACAAUGAUCCAAAAUUAUCACCAAAAAGUAGAUUUAAAAAUGCAGCAUUACAAGUGGCAAAGCUUACAACUAUGCCGGAAACUGGCAAGCUUUUGUGCCUUCGAGAGCGGGAAACGUUUACUAUAUGUUCAGAUGAAAACAACUCGUGUCGAUUGCAAAAGUUACCACAAAGUCCUGUGCAAAAAUUGAACAAACUUUCAGAGAUUUUCCAGAGUCUCGAGAUGAAAGGGCGACAUCGGGACAAGAUGAAAAAAGAGAAUAGUUGGUUU